CUUGAACGCAUCACCAAUGAGUAAACAUGGCGCCGACCAAGAAACGCAACGUGAGUUCGUCAAAAACAACAAAACAAAGUGUAAUAACGCCUAAAAUCGAAAUCAGCCACAAAGUGGGCCGUAUACUUAACAACAGAACACGUGCCAACGACGUGUUUGACCUACUGGAGUUCCUUCAGUCAGACAAUGAGAAGCAUUUCAAACGUGCUGUCAUGUCGUGCAACAAACUGUUCUGCACCUUGUUGAAGAAGAAGGAUCUGUACAUUGGAAAACUGCCCGAAGAGGAGGAGGCGUUGAGAGGAAGUUACAGUGCGGAGGAGAAGUACCAAAUCUUCAUGAGGCACCGUUACAACAGCUGUGUGGAAAUACUGCUCGACCUCCUCUGCCAUGAAGUUCACGAUGUCUGGGAGAGUUCCCUGUGCUGCUUGAUGAAGUUUGCCACCGCAGAAGGACAGCAUCCUCUUGAGGACUUGGACUGGAGUGAACAUUACAGCUUCCCGAGGGAACUCAUCCAGAGAGUGGUGGACAGGUUGCUGUCCAAAACUGUGGACAAUUCCAUGCUGAUCUCCCGGUUCCAGGAAUACCUUGAGAUGGUGGACGUUAGCUACUAUACAAUGAGCUCUAUCCGUGAGAGUUUUGGCCAAAUAUUGGAUAAAAACAAAGGGGCAGUGUCACCCAUAUACCAGUACAAUGUGUUCACCCUCAUGUCCAACAUCAGUGUGCCAAGCCAGGAGUCAGAGCUAACCAACUUCCUGGUCAAACAGGAAGCCAAGCAUGAGGACUGGAAAGCAGCUAAACUGAAUGAGCACAAGCGUGUCUUUGAGAGGAUGUGGCUUGGCUUUCUCAAAUAUAAGUUGCCAAGCAGCAUGUAUAAAAAGGUCUUGGUGAUUCUCCAUGACUCCAUUUUGCCCCACAUGAGUAAACCCGCACUGAUGAUUGACUUCUUGACUGCGGCCUAUGACGUUGGUGGCGCAAUCAGCCUACUGGCCCUCAAUGGCCUUUUUGUCCUUAUACAUCAACACAACCUGGAUUACCCUGAUUUCUACAAGAAGCUGUACAAUCUACUUGAGCCCUCUAUUUUCCAUGUGAAAUACAGAGCACGCUUUUUCUACUUAGCCAACCUCUUCCUUAGCUCCAGUCACUUACCAGUCUACCUAGUGGCUGCAUUUAUCAAACGCCUGGCUCGUUUGGCUCUUACGGCACCGCCCGCAGCCAUCCUCAUCGUGCUGCCCUUCAUCUACAACCUGAUCCGUCGCCACCCGUCGUGCAGGGUCCUCAUUCACAAGCCCAGCACAGAGGAUGAGCCUUUGGAGGACCCGUAUGCAAUGGAGGAAGAGGACCCUGCUCUGUGCCGUGCAUUAGAGAGCAGCUUGUGGGAAGUGAAGACUCUGCAGAGACAUUACCAUCCUGAUGUGUCAAAAGCUGCAAUGCUGAUCAACAGCCCGCUUUCAGAGCAAGAGCAGGACAUCAGUGAGGUGCUGGAGAUAACAGCCUAUGAGCUGAUGGAGAAAGACCUGAAGCAGCCAGAGAACAAGAACAUCCCACUGGAGUUUGAGAAGGCCUCACAGUUACUAGUAGGAGGAGGGAAUGUGUUAGGACAACACUUCUGUCUGAAUUAAAAAUGACUCCAAAUGUCAACUUUUCUCAGGACCAAUUCAUGCACCAGUUUGGACUGAACAGGAAAUCUGGACAGACUCCCGCUUAGAAAACAACCUGCCUUCCUGAGACAUGUUUGAUCAGGUGUUU
Molecule: messenger RNA, 1746 nt
Organism: Solea solea (common sole)
Lineage: Eukaryota; Metazoa; Chordata; Actinopteri; Pleuronectiformes; Soleidae
Gene: noc4l
Product: nucleolar complex associated 4 homolog
Exons: 15
Coding region: 27-1619 (530 amino acids)
Biological process (GO): ribosome biogenesis
Cellular component (GO): nucleolus; Noc4p-Nop14p complex; small-subunit processome
Source: RefSeq, a predicted model, not a curated record